Molecule: messenger RNA, 726 nt
Organism: Trematosphaeria pertusa
Lineage: Eukaryota; Fungi; Ascomycota; Dothideomycetes; Pleosporales; Trematosphaeriaceae
Product: NPP1-domain-containing protein
Exons: 3
Coding region: 1-726 (241 amino acids)
Source: RefSeq, a predicted model, not a curated record
AUGUCUUCCAAGCUCAGUGCAUUUGUCUUCGGACUGCUAUCCCUCACAACAUCUGUCGCGGCGCUUCCUUUCGGCCUUGAUCUCUCACGUCGCGCUGUCAUCGCCCACGAUGCCGUCGUUGGAUUCCCGCAGACAGUUCCGUCUGGCAUCGUAGGGACGCUCAUGCUGAAGUACAAACCGUGGCUCGAUGUUUACAACGGCUGCGUACCGUUUCCGGCUGUCGACUCUGCCGGUAACACUGGCGGCGGUCUCGCACCCUCAGGUGGCUCCAGCUCCGGCUGCUCCAGCUCAACCGGUCAAGUCUACGCCCGCGCCGCAACUUACAAUGGGGCAUACGCCAUCAUGUACUCCUGGUAUAUGCCGAAAGACUCUCCAUCAGACGGCCUCGGUCACCGCCACGACUGGGAGAACAUUGUUGUCUGGCUCUCCUCGCAGUCAGAAACUGCGACGGUCCGCGGCGUCGCCAUCUCGGCCCACGGAGAGUAUCAAAAGGAGAGUUCCCCGCCAUUCGAUGGGACUCGUCCCAAGAUCGGUUACAUUAGCUACUGGCCGGUGAACCAUCAGCUUAUUGCGACGGAUGACAAGGGCGGGGAGCAGCCGCUUAUUGCGUGGGAGAGCAUGACGCAAGCUGCGAGGACUGCGAUUGAGAAUACAGACUUCGGGGAUGCGACGCCGAGCUUCCGGGAUAGCAACUUCCAGACCUAUCUGGCGGACGCUUAUUUCUAG